GCCCGCGCGUCCUGCGUAUAGUCCCACUCCGACGGCGAAUCCCAGAGGUCGGUGAUGGAGAAAGAGGAGCCACGCUGCUCUCCCAGUCCUCCGUCCACGCCGUCGAUCUGCUCGCCCACAUCCAGCGCCUCCGCCUCCUCCGUCCCUUCCACCGGCAAGAACGUGUGCGCGAGCUGCGGCCUCGAGAUCCUCGACAGGUACCUGCUCAAGGUAAAUAAUCUGAUGUGGCACGUGCGAUGUCUGGAGUGCUCAGUCUGCAGGACUUCACUGCGCCAACACAGCAGCUGCUACAUCAAAAACAAGGAGAUCUUCUGCAAAAUGGAUUAUUUCAGUAGGUUUGGUACUAAGUGUGCCCGCUGCGGACGCCAGAUCUAUGCCAGCGAUUGGGUGAGACGAGCUCGUGGGAACGCUUACCACCUGGCCUGCUUCGCCUGCUUCUCCUGCAAACGGCAGCUUUCCACUGGAGAGGAGUUUGGCCUGGUGGAGGAGAAGGUGUUGUGCAGGAUCCACUAUGACACCAUGGUGGAGAACCUGAAGCGUGCGGCUGAGAGCGGAAGUGGCCUCACUCUGGAAGGAGCCGUGCCAUCAGAGCAGGACAGCCAGCCCAAACCGGCGAAACGUGCUCGCACCUCCUUCACCGCUGAGCAGCUUCAGGUGAUGCAGGCUCAGUUUGCGCAGGAUAACAACCCUGACGCUCAGACGCUGCAGAAGCUAGCGGACAUGACGGGGCUGAGCAGACGAGUCAUACAGGUUUGGUUUCAGAAUUGCCGAGCGAGACACAAAAAGCACACGCCGCAGCAUGGUGGCCCUCCUCAGGCCCACCCGCAGGCACGCAUGCCCCCCUCGCUGCCUGACGAGAUGCAUUACUCACCUUUCGGCAGCCCGGACAGAGCGCGCAUGGUGGCACUGCGAGGCUACAUCGACAGUCAUCCGUUCUCGGUGCUGACCACACAGAGUCUCCCCCACCAGGCCAUGUCUCUGCCUCAGCUGCCCCUCAGCCGCUAACCCACCCCACCACGCUGACCCCUGACCCCUCGACCCUGACCUCCUGCUCCUAACAUCCGUCCUCUCUUCAGAGGUCGCCUCUGGCUGAAGGACAGCGUCACCGUCCCCGCGUGCUCUUGACCUCUGACCUCACGAGGAGACGGGGCGUUUCCCCCCUGCCCAUCAGCGGACGGGAUUUUCCUCACCUGCAGGCGAAUCGCGCGCACACCUGUGAGCUGUUAGCGGCGGCUCAGGGACCUUGUAACGAGAAGAGCAGGAUGGGAACCUGUACAGCGCACACUGAAAAGUGUUUUCAUGUCGGACUGCUUGGAGAACGUUCACGCGGGAUUUAAACAAAGUAAAGACCCGUAGAGAGGGACGCGGGGACGUAGCGAGAGGUUUUUUCUGAAAAUAGGUUUUUCAAAACCGCUAAAACAAACGAUUAUUUGCUGAGUACGGAGACGAUCUGUGUUCGUUCCCAAGUGUUUACAUGGAUCUACAGCACAGACUGCAUCUCUCUCUCUCUCUCUCUCUCUCCCUCUCUCUUUCUCUGCUUCGGAUGGAUUUAAGCCACUUUCAUCGCCUGCUAAUAACAUCUCCAUCUCGCUCCAUCCCGUGUUCAAAAAAAAGGAUUCCUGCCUGAGACGUACAACGUCUGAUCUGAACAACUUCACAAUUUACACGUCUGAUUUUUACGGUUCUGGCCGAGGAUGGACGAUACGAUACAGAGGACAAACAAAAUCACACAAUACUUGAAGACGCUUAUUCGAGAGGGUUGAAGUGAACUGCAGAGUCCACAGAUUGAAAAAAAUUCAAAUAAUUAUUUUUUAAUUGGUAUAGAUUAGAAUCUACUCGUUACUGUCAGUAAUAAUGGAGUCCGUCAGUGUUAUAAAAAGUCACUGUAUUUACAACAAAAAAAAUGUAAAGAAAAUUCUACAGCCCUCAUUUACGGUGGCCGAGAAGUGCAAAACACAUUAACAAAUCCGAAAACACGACA
This is a messenger RNA of Silurus meridionalis, 1981 nucleotides long. It is a transcript of the gene lhx6a, whose product is annotated as LIM homeobox 6a. Gene Ontology annotation, cellular component: nucleus. Bases 55 to 1005 code for a protein of 316 amino acids. Gene Ontology annotation, molecular function: RNA polymerase II transcription regulatory region sequence-specific DNA binding; DNA-binding transcription factor activity, RNA polymerase II-specific. The transcript is spliced from 7 exons. NCBI's taxonomy places the organism in Eukaryota, Metazoa, Chordata, Actinopteri, Siluriformes, Siluridae. The record is from RefSeq and is a predicted model, not a curated record. Gene Ontology annotation, biological process: regulation of transcription by RNA polymerase II; neuron differentiation; forebrain neuron development.